Molecule: messenger RNA, 2131 nt
Organism: Dermatophagoides farinae (American house dust mite)
Lineage: Eukaryota; Metazoa; Arthropoda; Arachnida; Sarcoptiformes; Pyroglyphidae
Gene: Vdup1
Product: arrestin family protein Vdup1
Biological process (GO): protein transport
Cellular component (GO): cytoplasm
Source: RefSeq, a predicted model, not a curated record
UCAUCAACAUCAUCAUCAUGUCGAACAUUGUCGAUCGUAUCGUCGAUGAUGUUCCAACAUGAUGAAAAGAAGAAAAAAAAUUCAUUCUUAAAAACAAGUAAACAAAAUGUAUGAGAGUAUAGAGCAUCAUCGUAUCAUAAAAUUGAUCGAAAAUUAAAUUGAAUGAGUCAAACAAAAGAGAAAGUAAAUUUUUCGUGUCCCCGAAGUUCGUAUACUCAUCAGUCGUUCUUUCUUUCUCUCUCUUUCCUUUCUAAAUUAGCUCCGAGUUACAUUGGAUUGUUGCGUUUCAUUUUCAUUUGUUUUGGUUUUAUCAUCCAUUCACAUUCAGAUAUAUAGUGAAUUUUUUUUUGUAUAAAACCAAUCGGUAUGAAAUUCUUCCGAUAUGUAAAAAAAAAAUGUAAAUUUUGACCAUGAAAUCUACCACCGCCAGUUUAAUACACCAACACACAUAAAUUUAAAAUAAAACCAAACAAAAGUAAAAGUUGACAUUCGACUUGUUUUAUUGUCACGCACAUAUGUAUGUAUGAAAUCAGUGCAACUAAAAUUCCGUAAUAGGAAAUUCAUCAAGAUGCAACAAGUACUUUACUCAAUCGGUCGCUAAAGAAAAAAAAAACUUUUAAUGACGAAUCCACAUACAUCAUAUGCAUACACAAACACACACAUAAAUAUAUCUUCAUUAUUUGAAAAGUGGUUUUUUUUCCAAUUUCAUGUUAUAUAGUGUGUGAUGGUCCAUUGAAAUGUUUUUAUAUGGAUGUGUAUUGCAUAGUGAAUAGUUUUUUUUUGAGUAAAUUUUUUGUAAGAUUCAUCGAGCAUUUAAACUUAUAUAUAUUGAUUUAUCCUUCACAACAACAUAACAAAAUAACAUCCAUCGACAACCAUCCUAAGCAUCGUCAUCAUUAUCAUCAACAUCAACGACGACAACAACAGCAACAACAAACUUUUUCAUCCAAAAAAAUUUGGUGAAAAUGGUGAAAAAAUUACGAUUCUUUAAGAUCAUCUUGGAUGAUGAAAGCCUUUUAUAUUUUCCCGGUACAUUUCUUACCGGUAAAGUUGUACUCGAAUUGGAUGAUGAUAUGCCCAUAGUUGGAUUAUUCUUUCACAUAAUCGGUGAAUGUGUUGUUCGAUUAGUCGGUAGUGGUGGUAUCGUUUCUGGUGAUAAAGAAAAUUAUAUUGAUUUUAGAAUGAGAUUAUUGGGCGAUAAUCUAACCAGAGUUGACACUCAAAGUACAUUGAAUUUGAAUGCAUCGAUGAGCCGUUUGUUAGUGUUAUCGGCAGGCGUUCAUACAUUCCCAUUUCGAUUAGGAUUACCAUUAGGAUUGCCAUCAACAUUCCUUGGCAAACAUGGUUGGGUUCAAUAUUUUUGCAAAGCAGAACUAAGAGAUCCAAAUGGAAUGGUACAUAAAAAUCACCAAGUAUUAAUCGUAAUGAAUCCUAUCGAUUUGAAUCAAGAGCCAUCGUUAUUAACACAACCAUUCCAUAGUGAAAUCGAAGAAAAGUUAGGAUUUCUUUGUUUUUCUAAUGGAAAAAUCAUCUGUAGGGUACGAUUAGAUCGUGGUGGUUAUGUUCCUGGCGAAAGUAUUUCGAUAAAUGCCAAUAUUUAUAACAAUAGUUCAAUAAAGAUUCGAAAAUCAUGUGCAAUUCUUACUGAGACCAUACAAUAUACAUCGAAAAAUCGAGUUAUUCAAAGCGAAGUACGUGAACUAGCAUCAGUUGAAAGAGGUAAAAUCGAACCAAAAUCGAGUGAUCAAUGGAAAAAUGAAUUACUAUACAUACCACCAAUACCUCCGACAAAUCUUCGUGGAUGUAACCUGAUUCGAAUUCAAUAUGAUGUCUAUUUCAUGGUAGUUGCAAAAGGAACACGAAAAACAAUCAAACUUCAAUUACCGAUAUUGAUGGCUACAUAUCCAUUAAGAAAUUCAGAUGGAACAUUACAACGUAAAAAAGGCACCUAUUAUCCAUCAACAUUACCAAUGUCCAGAUCAUGGCUGAAUUCGGAUACAAAAAUUCGAUCAAAAUAAACAUUUUUGAUUGAUAAAAAUUUAACACCAAGUGAUUGUUCAAAUUGUUUAUUUGUUAUUGUUACUAACGUUGUAUUUAAUCAAUAGAACAGGAUUAAUUGGCAAGAUAAUUU